This is a messenger RNA of Caenorhabditis briggsae, 888 nucleotides long. The transcript has 6 exons. Gene Ontology annotation, cellular component: EMC complex. Gene Ontology annotation, molecular function: protein binding. The record is from RefSeq and is a predicted model, not a curated record. Lineage: Eukaryota; Metazoa; Nematoda; Chromadorea; Rhabditida; Rhabditidae. Bases 1 to 888 code for a protein of 295 amino acids. Gene Ontology annotation, biological process: protein folding in endoplasmic reticulum.
AUGACCGCGGAAACCGAUUGGACGCAAAUCUCGUUCGAAGAGGGACGGCAGACGCUGAAAAAAUGGCGAGAGUGUGGCGUUCGUCGGAGUGAAGAAGUCGUUGAGAUCUGGGAGCACGUCAUCUCGCGAUCGCCGACGUCGCUAGGCGACGAACAGUGGGCAGUGUUGGAGCAGGUCUGCAUCGCGGCUCUUGACUCGGCUCGCGUCGAUUUGGCUCAAGAAUGCAUCGAUCAACUUCACAUUCAGUUCCCGAAAAGCAACAGAGUCUUAAAACUGAAAGCGAUGCAGUUGGAAGCGACGGAGCACUAUCAGAAGGCGUUGGAGAUCUACGAUCGACUUGUGGAGGACGAUCCGAACAAUAAUAGCUAUCGCAAGCGAAAAGUCGCCGUUCUUCUGGCCCAAGGAAAACGUCUGGACGCUAUCAAAGCGAUCAACGAUUAUCUCAAGAUCUUCCUCAAUGAUCCAGAGGCGUGGCUUCAGCUCCACGAGCUGUUCCUUCAAGAGAACGACAUCGCAAAAGCGGUUCACUGUCUCGAAGAGUGUUGUCUCAUUCAGCCACUCAACUCAAUGUACUUCAGAAGACUGGGAGACUUGAGAUACACUCAGGGAGGAGCUGAGAACAUCGACUAUGCUCGUCGUUACUACGAGCGCGCGCUGAAAAUCAAUCCGACCGAUUUGAGAUCUCAAUAUGGAAUUUUGCUGAGCAAUAACCAAAUCGCGUCGACUACGAAAAAUGCUGCUGAGAAGAAGAAGGCUGGGUUAGCCGCCGUUGAGGCUAUCGAUGAGCUAGUGAACCGCUAUCAGAAGGUCAGCCCACAAAACAACCCCGAAUCCGACGGAAUUCUCAACUGCCUCGAGGCAAUGAAAGUGACAGUUGGAAGCAAAUAA